UCACAGACCAGCUGGUGACGUAGCCGAGGCUGUAAACAUGUACAGUAUAAACACACGACUGUCAGCUCCUGGACUCAGACAGUCAGCAUGGACAGAGAGAAUAGUGGAGGACUUUGGGACUCGGUGAAGAAAGCAGCUUUUGUCAUCGGAUCUGGGCUUUUCUUCCUGGUCGGGUUUAGAAACUCAGUGACAUGGCAUUUGCAGAGGUUUUGGGGAGCGUCUGGAGAUUUCUGGCAGACACAGUGGACCAAGCUUCACCAAGCCACGGGUGGAAAUGAGGCUGCCUUGUUUUUUAUCGGGACGAUGUUGGUGCCGACGCUCUCGUUCUGGCUGUUUAACGCCCUGCUGAUGCUGGUCGACACGACGGGGAAGCCCAGCUUCAUCACACGCUACAGGAUUCAGCCGGACAAAAACAAUCCGGUGGACGCGGGCCGGUUGCGUCAUGCGGUGAAGACGGUGCUGUUUAACCAGGUGUGUCUGUCAGGGCCGGUGGUGGUUCUGGUCUACAUGCUGAUGCAGUGGCGCGGGGACCCGUGCGGCCCGGAGCUGCCCAGCUUCCACUGGGUCCUGCUGGAGCUGUCCGUCUGCGGCCUGAUGGAGGAGGUGCUCUUCUACUACACACACAGGCUGGUUCACCAUCCGUCGCUCUAUAAGAGCAUCCACAAGAUUCACCACGAGUGGACGGCUCCGGUGGGAGUGGUGGCGCUCUACGCUCAUCCGGUGGAGCAUGUGUUGUCCAACAUGCUGCCGGCUCUGGCGGGUCCGGUUCUGCUCGGCUCACACGUCGCCACCACCAGCCUCUGGUUCACCGUGGCUCUGCUGGUGACCACCGUCUCUCACUGCGGGUACCACCUGCCCCUGCUGCCCUCGCCUGAGUUUCACGACUACCACCAUCUCAAGUUUAACCAGUGCUAUGGAGUGCUGGGUGUGUUGGACAGGCUUCACGGGACAGACGACAAGUUCCGUGACUCAAAAGCAUACGAUCGGCACACUGUCCUGCUGGGUCUGACCCCGCUGAGCCAGAGCAUCCCUGAACGCGCCAAGAAAGCGCAGGAUUAACCAGAAUCCACGUGUUAGACGUGUUCCUGUAGUCUCUGCAAGG
Messenger RNA from Rhinichthys klamathensis goyatoka, 1102 nucleotides. RefSeq names its product fatty acid hydroxylase domain containing 2 (gene faxdc2). The transcript is spliced from 8 exons. NCBI's taxonomy places the organism in Eukaryota, Metazoa, Chordata, Actinopteri, Cypriniformes, Leuciscidae. Gene Ontology annotation, biological process: sterol biosynthetic process. The record is from RefSeq and is a predicted model, not a curated record. Bases 88 to 1059 code for a protein of 323 amino acids. Gene Ontology annotation, molecular function: C-4 methylsterol oxidase activity; iron ion binding.